ACACACUCACAAACUCACUCACUGACACACUCACACACUCACUUACACCUCCCCCAGCUCACCUCCUCCCCACCCCAGCAUGGCCGCGUCCACCAUGUCCAUCCGCUCCAGCGCUUACUCCGACUCCUGGCAGGUGGACGACUGCCCAGAGAGCUGCUGUGAGCCCCCCUGCUGCGCCACCAGCUGCUGCGCCCCGGCCCCCUGCCUGACCCUGGUCUGCACCCCAGUGAGCCGUGUAUCCAGCCCCUGCUGCCAGGUGACCUGUGAGCCCAGCCCCUGCCAAUCAGGCUGCACCAGCUCCUGCACGCCCUCGUGCUGCCAGCAGUCUAGCUGCCAGCCGGCUUACUGCACCUCCUCCCCCUGCCAGCAGGCCUGCUGCGUGCCCGUCUGCUGCAAGCCUGUGUGCUGCGUGCCCGUCUGCUGUGGGGCUUCUUCGUGCUGCCAACAGUCUAGCUACCAGCCAGCUUGCUGUGCCUCUUCCUCCUGCCAGCCGGCCUGCUGUGUGCCCGUCUGCUGCAAACCUGUGUGCUGUGCGCCCACCUGCUCUGAGGAUUCCUAUUCAUGCUGCCAACAGUCUAGCUGCCAGCCAGCUUGCUGCACUUCCUCCCCCUGCCAGCAGUCCUACUGUGUGCCUGUCUGCUGUAAGCCUGUCUGCUGCAAACCCAUCUGCUGUGUGCCUGUCUGCUCUGGGGCUUCCUCUUUGUGCUGCCAGCAGUCUGGCUGCCAGCCGGCUUGCUGCACCACCUCCUGCUGCAGACCCUCCUCCUCUGUGUCCCUCCUCUGCCGCCCUGUGUGCAGGCCCGCCUGCUGCGUGCCCGUCUCCUCCUGCUGUGCCCCCACCUCCUCCCGCCAGCCCAGCUAUUGCCGCCAGGCCUCCUGUGUGUCCCUUCUCUGCCGCCCUGUGUGCUCCCGCCCGGCCUGCUACAGCUUCUCCUCAGGCCAGAAGUCCAGCUGCUGACGGUCAUGUCCCCCAGGGCCAGCCGGGCUCAGGCCCCACCUCCCUGCCAGUCCUUGGACCUCCCAGCCCACCCAGCCUCAGCACAGCUCAACACAGAAGGAGCAGCCCCAGCCACAGCCGCCCAGCCCCGGGGUCUCAGAUGCUCACUGGCUCCUCCCUGACCUCCCCCCCGGGCAGGCGAGCCCUGGCUUCUCCUCACGGUGCUUCCUGGCUGCAGACCACAACCCUCCGCUGGUCGCUGGUUGGGGACGGGCCCUCCUGACCCGGGUCUCACCCCCAGCAGCGUCACCCUCUGCCCCUGAGCACCAAUAAAGCGUCUGCGGCCCCA
Homo sapiens (human) is the source of this 1286-nucleotide messenger RNA. RefSeq names its product keratin associated protein 10-9 (gene KRTAP10-9). The transcript has a single exon. The coding region runs from base 80 to 958 and encodes 292 amino acids. NCBI's taxonomy places the organism in Eukaryota, Metazoa, Chordata, Mammalia, Primates, Hominidae. Gene Ontology annotation, cellular component: cytosol; keratin filament. The record is from RefSeq and is marked validated.